AAAAAUCUACCUUAACUGGGAAAUGUACUAGCCACCGGUAAUAACAGAUAUUAGCUUUAAAAUGGCUUCCAAGCCUACGUGUAGAACGUGCGGUGGAUGCAAGUAUAAAGGAAAAGCCAAGCCUCUAUUUCAAAGUGAAAGAUGCAAUGAAAUUGUAGACCACAUAGAAACAAUAACUGGUCUCAGGCUGAAUAAUUUGCCUGAUUUGCCAGGCCAUAUAUGUAUGACCUGCGAAUUUGAUUUAGAUCAAGCAAUUUCCUUUAGGAAACGAUGCAUAAGCACACAUGAAAGAUUGUCCACUAUAGCUGAGGACCCCAUAAAUACAAAUAUUGGAGCUGACACUGAAGGACGAAACAAUACCAAUAAACACGAAGAAAGUUUCAAAAUUUUAUUUAUUCCAGAAAAGGUAGAUGUUGAUUAUCGUUCAUAUUUUGAAGAGGAGGACGAAAGCAAUGCCACCUCUGAUUCAAAGGUUGAUGAAAGCCUUGAGAAGGAAUUAAAUGAAGAGGAUGCUCUUCAAGAGACAUGCAUCACGCACCAGGAAUUCCCGAUAGAUAAUGCCACAUCCAACAGUGAUAUCUUUGCUGUAAAUGAUACCGAAUUAAAAAAAAAUGGGAACGAUUGGGAAAAUAUUUCAACUUCACAGAAGCUGGAGGAGCACUUUAUUCUGGACGAACAUUUUUUACAAAAUAAAAACAAAAAGCAAGUUCAUCAUGUUUGUAAAUUUUGUGGAAAGGAUUUUCAUCACACCUUUAACUUUAAAACACAUCUUCUUAAACAUAUGCGUAAAUAUCCUUAUAAAUGUAUGUACUGUGAAAAAAGGUUUUACUCCUCAUCGAACCGUGCGGUACACCAUAGAGUCCAUACAGGAGAGCGACCGUAUAAGUGUGAAGUUUGCUACGUCGCAUUCAAAUUUAAUCAUCAUUUAAAGAGACAUAAGGAGUCUUUAGAACAUAAAAAUAGAAUAGAUACUUCUGCAAGUAAUGCAUCAUCAUUAAAUGUCGUGAAAAUUGAGUCUAUAACCAACCCAGAAGGUGACUGUGAAAGCCCUCAUGGAGCAAAGAAUCUAUCUGUUGAUUCGGACAAAGAUGAAAAGAACGAUAACGCUUCUCUCGAUUCGAUUGAGGACACCUUUGACAGUGUUAUAGUAACAGAUUGCAAGGUAGUCCCAAAAAAUCAACUAUCCAGCAUUGAGGACGAUGGAAACCGUGCCACCGCCACGGUCGAUCCCAUUGACGACAUCUGUGAAAAUUCUACAAUAACGAAUCCCAUAUCAAACCAGAUCAAUCACUUAUCCAGCUCUGAGGACGAUGAAAACAAUUCGAUUACUGACACCUGUAAAAGGGCUAUAACAAACCGCAAACCAGUUAGUAAUACUUGCAAUAAAUGUGACAAACAUUUUUCUAGCUCCAAAAGUCUAAAAAUUCACCUCAUACGGCAUUCCUGCGAAAAGCGGUUCGCCUGUGAAUAUUGCGAGAAUAGGUUUUACAAAAGCCAUUUGCUCCAGUUGCACAUCCGUACGACUCAUGAGGGCGCUGAAUCUACUUCAUCAAGGGCUCUUUAUGAGAGAUCACAUAGUGGAGAAUGUUCUUACAAGUGUCAAUAUUGCGAAAAGAAAUUUAUCAAUAUAUCACAGCAAAAGAGACACGAAAUUGUGCAUACCGUGGAGCGGCCCUACAAGUGCGACUGGUGCGACGUCUCAUUUAAAUAUAACCAUCAUCUAAAAAGACACCAACAAUCAUGCAAAAACAAAAGGGCUUUUACUAAAGAUAAUCAUAAUUUAGAUAAAAGAAAAGAAGAAGUAUUGAACAACAUCGAAGAAAACUGCGUAACGUCACAAAUGCCAGAAAAACUGUAUGAUGAACUGUUGUACAAAUGUUUCCACUGUGAAAGAAGAUUUAACACAUCAUCGAACCGGAAUAAGCACCAUAGAGUGCAUUCAGGGGAACGGCCAUUCAAGUGCGAUUUGUGUGACGUCUCAUUUAAAUUGAAUCACCACUUGCGGGCACAUAAACAAUCGUUGGAGCAUCAGAAGAAAAUCAGCAUGAGUGCAGAUAACAUUGAAGAUGAAGAAUCAUCUCGCAAAUAUAACGACCAUUUCUGCGAUCAAUGUGGAAAACAUUUUAAGGGCCGCUCAAACUAUAGACAGCACGUUCUUCGACAUUUGCGAACACCGCCAUACAAAUGUCAGUAUUGUGAGAAGAGGUUCCAUUCAUGUUCCAACCGUGCGGCGCACCAUAGAGUGCAUACAGGAGAGCGACCAUACAAGUGCGAAUUGUGUGACGUAGCGUUCAAAUCAAGCCAUCAUUUAAAAAGCCAUCAGCAAUCGAUGGAGCAUAAUAAUAAAAAAAGGGACAUAUCGACAUAUGAGACUAGAUUGAGUAAUGAUAGUCAAAGUUAUACGGAAAACCAUCAAGAAAGAAGUACAAGUCCUCACAUAUUGAAUGCUGAAUGUAAAUCACCGGUUUCUAUGGACAAUGAAGAUCAACCCGUUGAUAUACAUGAAGGCUCCAUUGAUGCGCCGAAGGAAACAACAUUGAAAAAUAAUGCAUUAGAAAUCCAUGAAGAAAGAAGUAUAAGUCCACAUACAACUGAACAGGAUGACACUGAUUACAAACCAUCCAGUUCAGAGGAUGAUGAAGAUGGGAAUACUCCGGUUCUUCAGGCAUCGAUCAGCAACAUCAGCGAAAGUAAUAAGAAGAAAACUCCAAAACCAACCAGAAAAAAGAAGAGAAGGAUUGUUGAUAGUAUUUGUGAGCAGUGUGGAAAACACUUCACCGAUCCAAAUACCUUCAAGAUUCAUCAGCUCCGACAUGCCGGUGACAAACGAUUCCCAUGCAAUUUAUGUGAGCGUAGAUUUUACAAAAAUCACAUGCUCCAAUUGCACAUACGAACGGCUCAUGAAGGAGAGAGGCCGUUUGUCUGCAGAAUUGAAAACUGCAAUAGACAAUUUACCAGUUAUACUACGAGAUCAAAUCAUGAAAAAACUCAUAUUCAGAGACCAUCUUACAAAUGUCUGCUGUGUGAUAAAACAUUUAUAAAGAAGUCAUCCCUCAAUGAUCACCAAAGAGUACAUACAGGAGAACGUCCAUUCAAAUGCGAUAUGUGUGUAAAGACUUUUAGACAUCGCGGCUCAUAUAAAGAGCAUAAACUUACGCACGUCCCAGGAUUUGUGCCAAAAAAACGAAAUUUUAGUCGUGUUUGUGAUCAUUGUGGGCAAACAUUUACUAAUCAAGAUAAUUAUAAAAUGCAUGUACUUCGACUAAGCGGGGAGAAGCCAUUUCCAUGCAAGUUAUGUGAUCGAAAAUUUUAUGCAAAUCGCUAUCUCCAAAUGCACAUACGUACGACACACGAGGGGGAGAGUCCUUUUCCGUGCCGCUACGAAAACUGUGGUAAAAAGUUUAAUGACACCUCUACGAGACGUUGUCAUGAGAGAAUACAUUCACAACAAUAUCCUUACCGCUGUAUAUACUGUAACAAGGGAUUUAACAGAGCUACGCAUUGUGCUAAGCACCAAAGUACGCACCGCGAAGAGGCAUAAGAUUACUUUAAAAAAAAAUGAAUAGCACUAAGUGAAUCAAACGAAACAUUAAAUAAAUGGCAAGGUAGACCCUGCCGAGCUCUAUAAGUUUA
Messenger RNA from Scaptodrosophila lebanonensis, 3633 nucleotides. RefSeq names its product zinc finger protein 493-like. Gene Ontology annotation, cellular component: nucleus. The record is from RefSeq and is a predicted model, not a curated record. Gene Ontology annotation, biological process: regulation of DNA-templated transcription. The coding region runs from base 62 to 3541 and encodes 1159 amino acids. The transcript is spliced from 10 exons. Lineage: Eukaryota; Metazoa; Arthropoda; Insecta; Diptera; Drosophilidae. Gene Ontology annotation, molecular function: DNA-binding transcription factor activity, RNA polymerase II-specific; zinc ion binding; RNA polymerase II cis-regulatory region sequence-specific DNA binding.